GCCGCUACCUGUGGAGUCGGGAGUUGGCGGGCGUCGGGGCCGCAUCCGGCGGGUCCCCGUGCUGCGCCACUGGGGGCCGUGGAGGCGAACGUGGAGAAUCGGGCUGGACUCUGGCCCGAGCUGGGUCGGGUCGGGUGCUAACUCUGUCCCGACCCGGUCGGCCGGCCAUACCCGGGGCUGGUUCUGAACUCGCGGCGUCGCUGGUUACGUAAUUCCCGGCAGUGAAAUUGAGGUUGUCCAGGAGGGUCCGGGGUGUUGCGCCGCCCGCCUAGUUAUUCUGAGGCUUGGGUCCUGUUAGCAGCGGGGUGCAAGCCAGCCAUACUUGACGCUCACCCCCUUUCUCAAGUUGAGGUGCGCAGACAUCCUGCAGAGGUGGAUGCGAGCGUGUUUUGGGAUCGCGUUGGCGUCGGAAAUACUACUGCAAGCAGAUCAGGUUGCUAAACCCCAGCUACUGCUUACAAGUUAGCUCUCCUCUCCUCGCCUUGCUUCUUUUUGUUUUUUCCGUUUUUUUGGUGGGACUGGGGUUUGAAGUCAGGACCUCUUACUUGCAAGGCUGGCGCUCUAGGGUAUGAGCCACUCCUCCAGUCCAUUUUCCUCUGGUUAUUAUUAUUUUGGUGGGAUUUCAACUCAGGGUUUACUUUGCAAAGCAGGCACUCUACCGCUUGAGCCUUACUUGCAGCCCGUUUUGCUCUUGUUUUUUAGGAGAUUUGGCGCGGGGUUGAGGGGGUCCUCCGAACUGUUUCCCUGGACUGGCCUCGAACUGCGAUCCUCCUCAUCUCAGCCUCUCAAGUAGUUAGGAUUACAGGCGUGAGCCACCGGAGCCCUCUGCAGAUUACAUGAGAUUUGUCUUCUGUUUGGAUGGGAUUUAAUAGACAUAACACUGAACUAUAAACAGAUUGGCCAAUCGAGAGGACGCAAAUUUUGAUCAUUGUAAAAUUCACAGACUUACAGAGUUACAGUGGAUCUUAAGGAUAAUUGCAUUCAACCUGGUAUACCUGUGAAUCAGUAUGCAGUAUUCUAUGGCUGGAGGCAAAGCUGGAAAGGAUAGUGGGAAGGCCAAGGCCAAGGCAGUGUCUCGCUCACAGAGAGCUGGGCUACAGUUUCCCGUGGGCCGCAUCCACAGACACCUGAAGACUCGCACCACAAGCCACGGGCGGGUGGGUGCCACUGCUGCUGUGUACAGUGCCGCAAUUCUGGAGUACCUCACUGCUGAGGUGCUGGAGCUGGCAGGAAACGCUUCCAAGGAUCUCAAAGUAAAGCGCAUCACUCCACGUCACCUGCAGCUUGCGAUCCGUGGUGACGAAGAGUUGGAUUCUCUUAUCAAGGCCACCAUAGCCGGGGGUGGGGUGAUUCCUCACAUCCACAAAUCUCUGAUUGGAAAGAAGGGACAGCAGAAGACUGCUUAGAGGAUUGUCUCACCCUCUGCCGCCCGUCACUGUACUGUAACUGGGACAGAAGAUAACAGUGGGGAUAUGUGGAAUUUUUUUAAACAGCUAAAUGGAAAAGCAUAGACAAUUAUUGUAGACACGAGAAAAGAAAGAAGCAUUUGUAUGUUCUUAGACUCCAAGUUUGAUAAAGAACCUUUUCAUGUGGUAACGGCGUGCGUUCAUUGGCCAGGCUUCUCCCCUGUGUUUUAUACAAAAACGGAAUUGAUAAAGCAUUUUUUACAAAAUUAA
Castor canadensis (American beaver) is the source of this 1676-nucleotide messenger RNA. RefSeq names its product H2A.Z variant histone 2 (gene H2az2). Gene Ontology annotation, molecular function: protein heterodimerization activity; structural constituent of chromatin; DNA binding. The record is from RefSeq and is a predicted model, not a curated record. Gene Ontology annotation, cellular component: nucleosome. NCBI's taxonomy places the organism in Eukaryota, Metazoa, Chordata, Mammalia, Rodentia, Castoridae.